Messenger RNA from Episyrphus balteatus (marmalade hoverfly), 1843 nucleotides. Its product is annotated as dnaJ protein homolog 1. Gene Ontology annotation, biological process: negative regulation of transcription by RNA polymerase II. The transcript is spliced from 7 exons. The record is from RefSeq and is a predicted model, not a curated record. Gene Ontology annotation, molecular function: protein-folding chaperone binding. Bases 486 to 1526 code for a protein of 346 amino acids. Lineage: Eukaryota; Metazoa; Arthropoda; Insecta; Diptera; Syrphidae. Gene Ontology annotation, cellular component: cytosol.
UCAUUCAGUUCAAGUAGUUCAACUUCGGCAGCUGUAGAGUUGAUAUCGCGCUGCGCAAACAACACAAAAAACGCCCAAACCUCCUCACUUCGUUCGUCACAUAUCGUCUCGAUCGUGUUACGGCGCCGUUUUAUUGAGGGUGAAUCCGUUUUGACAUCAUAAUCGACCUUGCUAAUAAAUUUUGAUUGCGUAUACAUAUCCAACUGUGUGAUAUACAAAGCUGUUGCGUCUCUCUUUCCAAUAAUUCUCGAUCUAAUACAUUUGGAUUUACUGCAAAAUUGAGAGAAAGGAAAAAUUCGUCUAAAAGAAAAUUCGUUGGAAAAACUAAACCUUAAGACUUAUUCCUCAUAUUGCUCAAAUAAUAAAGAUGCCAUCUUUUUAUUGGAUUAGCUAAGCUAGAGUCUUACACCUUUAAAAAAUCCAUCAUCAUAGGGAGAGAAUAGAAAAAUUGAGAAAAGGACUGCAAACACACACACACACAAAAUAUGGCUAAGGACUAUUACAGGGUUUUGGGAUUACCCAAGACAGCCACCGAAGAAGAAAUCAAAAAAGCCUACAGGAAAUUAGCGUUACGCUAUCAUCCUGAUAAAAAUAAGGCCGCAAAUGCUGAGGAGAAAUUCAAAGAAGUUGCAGAAGCAUAUGAGGUACUAUCAGAUAAAAGUAAAAGGGAGGUGUAUGAUAAAUAUGGCGAAGAUGGAUUGAAGAAUGGUGGUCGUUCAAACGGUGGAACAAGUAAUUCAGGAUUUUCAUACAAAUUCCAGAGUGAUCCACGUGCUACAUUUGCUCAAUUCUUUGGCACGAGUAAUCCUUUCGGGUCGUUCUUUGAUAUGGGUGAUAAUUUAUUCGAUAAGAAUGUAUUUGACUUGGAUACAGAUCAUGACUUUUUUGGUUCGCCGUUUGGGGGACUUGGAUCGAGGCAUGGUCUUGGUGGAGCUUUUAGAUCACACUCAUUCAAUGUACACACACCGUUUAAAAAAGAAAAACAACAAGAUCCACCUGUUGAACAUGACCUCUAUGUUACAUUGGAAGAAAUCUACCAUGGCUGUGUUAAAAAAAUGAAAAUCUCUCGACGAGUUGUCCAACCGGACGGUGCGUCAAGAAAAGAAGAUAAAUAUGUUAGCAUAUCGAUUAAGCCCGGAUGGAAGUCGGGAACGAAGGUCACAUUUCAAAAGGAAGGCGAUCAAACUCAUGGCAAAAUUCCAGCCGAUAUUGUAUUCAUUAUCAGGGAUAAACCGCAUGCGUUAUUUAAAAGAGAAGGAAGUGAUUUAAGAUAUACUGCCCGAUUGACGCUCAAACAAGCUCUUUGCGGUGUGGUAUUUCAAGUUCCUACGAUGUCUGGUGACAAGUUGCGAAUCAGUACUAUGCAAGAAAUCAUCAAACCCAAUACGGUGAAGAGAAUCCAAGGCUACGGUUUACCAUUUCCCAAGGAUACAUCUCGCAAAGGUGAUUUGCUCGUUGCUUUCGACAUUCAGUUCCCUGAAAAAUUGACUGCAGCACAAAAGGAACUCCUGCGAGAUAUGUUAUGAAGAUGAGAACCAAAAAAAAAACAAAAAACGUUCAUAUCACCUAACGAUAGUUAAAGUAAACUCAUUUCUAUGGAAAUACAUUAUCGUCAUCGAUAUCAUCUCGAUUGUCAUUCAUUGUUUAAUGACAAUCUGUACUCAGUCACGAUAAAUGUUAAAUAAAAUAAAUCAACAUUUUUUUUUGUCCUCUCUCUCAAUAAGCUCAACUCAAACAACGUUCUCUUUAAUUCUCAAAGAUAAAAGAGAAAAAAAAUUAAUUUAAUCAAUGUUUUCUCUUUCGUCAUUAAUAUUUAAGUUUCUCGAUUAGUUGAUAUACAAAA